Messenger RNA from Pichia membranifaciens NRRL Y-2026, 921 nucleotides. RefSeq lists its product as hypothetical. Gene Ontology annotation, molecular function: mRNA binding. The transcript is spliced from 2 exons. Gene Ontology annotation, cellular component: nucleus; cytoplasm; ribonucleoprotein complex. The record is from RefSeq and is a predicted model, not a curated record. The coding region runs from base 4 to 921 and encodes 305 amino acids. Lineage: Eukaryota; Fungi; Ascomycota; Pichiomycetes; Pichiales; Pichiaceae.
ACGAUGGAGAGCGAAUAUUCGACCGUUCAACUUUUUGUGAGACCAAUCAACGCCCAAGCCAAGCACGAUGAAGUGCAGGAAUUCUUUUCAGAAUGUGGUCCGUUGAGAGAGCUCAGACUCAUGCCAGGCUAUGCCUUUGUCGAAUACGAAACCCCAGAAAUCGCCGAAAAGGCCUUCAACGAACUGGUGGAGAAGACGUUCCAGGGUGAGCCUUUGCAAGUCGAGUACGCUAAACACAAGCCAGAGUACGCGAAGAAGGGUGAAAACAGAGUGAAGGUUAGCAGUUUGCCAAUCCACACCUCAUGGCAGGAUUUCAAGGACUUUUUGCGUGAAGAAAUCCACGUCCAGCCAACUUUUGUUCGUAUCCCUAUCGAAGAGCCGACCGUUUGCCAUUUAGAGUUUGCCUCCAAGGAAGAGAUGGAAACUGCUAUUGCAGCAAUCAACGAAACCAAGUUCAAGGAUGCUGCCAUUGUUGCUGAAGAAGACACCUCUCCUUAUAUCGCAUCUGCUUCAAGACAGGUUGUCCAACGUCGUGGCCGUGGUGGCUACUUCCGCGGAGGACCAGGUCGUGGCUACUACCGUGGCGGAUUCCGUCCAGUCCACAGAGGUGGUUACGGCGGUGGCUAUAUGCCAAGAGGUAGAGGCGGUUACAUGCCAAGAGGCAGAGGAGGCUACAUGCCAAGAGGAGGUUAUGCCCCAAGAGGCGGUUACCCUCCUAGAGGCGACUACGGUCCAAGAGGCGGCGAUUUCGGCGGUGCUCCUCCUCCUAGAGGUGACUACGGUAUGCCGCCUGCUCCAGGUGCUGAAUUCAGAGAAGGCCCACCACCUCCAAGAAACGAUUACAGAUCAAGCAGAGAAGAUGGUGGUGAAUAUUCAGGUGACAGAGAUUUCAACAGGGACAGAUCUCCAGGUAGAUUUUGA